CAUUAAUCUUGCAUAAAAGCGGUAUAUGGUUUUAGUAUUGUAUCAAUAGUUGGUAAAACAAAAUGGAGAGAGGAGGGACUUUGUGGAUACUUGUGAUUGUUCUGUAUCAUUGUACUUAUGUCUAUGCGGGAUGUGAUGAUCCAGUUCCUGGCCUUAAUGAUCUGAAUUUGAGAAGUCCUGACCUAUCUUGGAAUGUGCAAAAUACGCCAGAAAUAAAUGACCUUGAUCUUACUGAAGGCUGGUUUCACACAACAUAUGAUAGCUGGACAUACAGGAUGACUGACUCUACAAAUAAACCAGACUACACGAAUUGCAAUACCUACUGGCCAAUCUACUUACAGGAUCCGCACCCAGAUAUAGAUAGUAUGAUUCAUGACACACCCACUGGUGAGCUAACUGCUUGUUUACGUGACUACGUGUAUCCAUGCAGUAUCACAUACAAAGUUCGAAUCAGGAAAUGCAACGACAAACUGCACUACCGUUUGCAAGAAACUAAGAGUUUCUCUGGGUAUUGUUUCGAGAAACAUGAAAAAAUCGGUGAUCCAGAACCCGCACCGACAGAUGUUAAUCUUGGAACGGUCACAGUCAUACCAGAGUUGCGUUUUGACCAAAUAGGCAUUGAAUAUUUGCCUCACAUAGAAUUUCGUUGUGAUUUUACGAUUCAAACUGAUUAUUUCUAUACAGUCAACUGGUAUGCAGGAGGUCAUGCGUUUACACCAAAAGGACCUUCGAGAGAUAUGGAUAAUCUCACGUUACAAGAAAGUGCGCUCAUUGACAAUGGUCUUGGUUUAGGAAUUACA
Mercenaria mercenaria is the source of this 800-nucleotide messenger RNA. RefSeq lists its product as uncharacterized. The annotation marks the transcript as partial. NCBI's taxonomy places the organism in Eukaryota, Metazoa, Mollusca, Bivalvia, Venerida, Veneridae. The transcript is spliced from 6 exons. The record is from RefSeq and is a predicted model, not a curated record.